Emys orbicularis (European pond turtle) is the source of this 1680-nucleotide messenger RNA. RefSeq names its product adenylate kinase 1 (gene AK1). Lineage: Eukaryota; Metazoa; Chordata; Testudines; Emydidae. Gene Ontology annotation, biological process: ATP metabolic process; nucleoside triphosphate biosynthetic process. Gene Ontology annotation, cellular component: cytoplasm. Gene Ontology annotation, molecular function: ATP binding; AMP kinase activity; nucleoside diphosphate kinase activity. The transcript is spliced from 14 exons. Bases 1 to 1680 code for a protein of 559 amino acids. The record is from RefSeq and is a predicted model, not a curated record.
AUGACCGCGGCGGAGGCGAAGGACUAUCUCUCGCGGAGAGCGAUCCCGCAGCUCUUCGAGAGCAUGUUAACAGGCUUGAUGUAUUACUGCCCUGAGGACCCCAUCGACUACCUGGAGCGCUGCUUGCAGAAGGUCCGGGAGCUGGGUGGUCCCGAGAAGGUGCAAUGGGACACUUUCAUUGGCCAGGAGCGGCGGACCCUACCCCCCAUCAAUGGCGGGCAAGGGAAGAAACCCAUUUUCUGGACAGACCCCCUUGCAGGGCCAUACCGCCGGUAUGGGUGCCUGCCACCCAUCCAGAGCCAGUUCUCCAUCGAGAGUGACUCGGACAUGACAGAGUCCACUGGACUGAUCCAGGAGUAUGACGUCUUCGACCCCAGUAGACCCCGCCCCAAAAUCAUCUUUGUGAUUGGGGGCCCUGGCAGCGGGAAGGGCACUCAGAGCACCAAGAUGGCCUCCCACUUCGGCUUCGUCUGCAUCUCGGUCGGUGAGAUCCUGCGCAACCAGCUGAUCCACCACGCCACCAGCGACAGGAAGUGGGAGCUGAUCGCCAAGAUCAUCGCCAACGGGGAACUGGCCCCGCCAGAAACGACCAUUGAGGAGCUGAAGCAGCAGUUCAUUAAGCAGCAGGACGCCAAAGGCUUCGUGGUGGACGGGUUCCCGAGGGAGAUAGGACAGGCCUUCACCUUCGAGGAGCAGAUCGGCUCCCCAGACCUGGUGGUUUUCUUGGCCUGCUCCAACCAACGUCUCCGGCAGCGUCUGGAGAAACGGGCGCAGGAGCAGGGCCGGCCGGACGAUAACGCCCACGCCAUUGACCGGAGGGUGGAGACCUUCAAGCAGAACAUCCCGCUGAUUGUGAAAUAUUACCAGGACAAGAGCGUCAUCGUCCGGUUUGACGCAGACAGAGAGGAGGACGACGUAUUUGGUGACAUCAGCUCUAUGGUUCAGGAGCGGCUCUUCCCGCGUGGCAUUGAUGCAGCAGGGUCCCCGCAGUUGGCUCUGUUAGAGUCGCCUUAUGGUGCAGACAGAGAACAUCCUCAGGAGGAAGAUGAGGAAGGGCAGACUGAAGAGCUUCUUUGCCCAGAUCUCCUCAGGAUGGCAACAGAAAAACUGAAGAACAGCAAAAUCAUCUUCGUGGUGGGCGGGCCCGGCUCAGGAAAAGGGACCCAAUGCGAGAAGAUUGUCCAGAAGUAUGGCUACACCCACCUGUCCACCGGUGACCUCCUGAGGGCAGAGGUCAACUCUGGCUCAGAGAGAGGCAAGAAGCUCUCUGCCAUCAUGGAGAAGGGAGAGCUGGUGCCCCUGGACAUGGUGCUUGAUAUGCUGCGAGACGCCAUGGUGGCCAAGGCAGAUGUCUCCAAGGGGUUCCUGAUUGACGGCUACCCCCGAGAGGUGAAGCAAGGCGAGGAGUUUGAGAAGAAGAUCGCCCCACCAACGCUGCUUCUCUACGUGGAUGCCGGGAAGGACACCAUGGUCAAGCGUUUGUUGAAACGGGGUGAGACCAGCGGGCGGGUGGAUGACAAUGAGGAGACGAUCAAGAAGCGCCUGGACACUUACUACAAGGCCACUGAGCCGGUCAUCACAUUCUACGAGAAAAGAGGGAUCGUCCGGAAGCUGAACGCAGAAGGCUCUGUGGACGACGUGUUCGUACAGGUCUGCACUCAUCUGGAUGCCCUGAAGUAA